Molecule: messenger RNA, 1394 nt
Organism: Papaver somniferum (opium poppy)
Lineage: Eukaryota; Viridiplantae; Streptophyta; Magnoliopsida; Ranunculales; Papaveraceae
Product: FHA domain-containing protein FHA2-like
Exons: 3
Coding region: 193-1194 (333 amino acids)
Biological process (GO): regulation of ribosomal protein gene transcription by RNA polymerase II
Cellular component (GO): nucleus
Molecular function (GO): sequence-specific DNA binding; protein binding
Source: RefSeq, a predicted model, not a curated record
UUAUCGCACACUUAACCAACCCCAAUUCUCUCCUCCUGCAAAAAUUAUUCCAUCUCCUUCUCAAAUUCUGCUUCAAUGAAAUUUCCCCCUGAACAAAAUUUCUGGUUCCAUUAAUAACAACAAUCCCCUUAACCAUUCCCACUACCAAAACCAACUUAGAGUUCUCAAUCUUUUCAAACCCUAACCCUAACAAUGAUGGCAGCAACAGCAGCAGGAAGUGAUGUUGAAGCAGGUUUUGCAAAACUCCAAGGUGAAGAUUUCGAAUACUAUAUGCAAACAUAUUCAAUCAUAUUAGGUAGGAACAGCAAGAAAUCAACAGUAGAUGUUGAUCUAUCAAGUCUUGGUGGUGGUAUGAACAUAUCACGCCACCACGCCAGAAUCUUCUAUGAUUUUCAGCGUCGUCGUUUCGCUCUUGAAGUAAUCGGUAAAAAUGGUUGUUCCGUUGAAAAUGUUCUUCAUCUGCCAGGAGAUCCUCCAAUCAAAUUGGAUUCACAAGAUUUGUUACAAAUUGGGGAUAAGAAGUUUUAUUUUUUGUUGCCUGUGAGGAGUAUUUUGGGUACUUCGAUUAUACCGCCUAGGCUGAAUACGUCUGCUGUUGGGGGGAGAAUUGGGGCUGUGACGCCGCCGUUGUAUGGUCGGGGACAAAUUAGGGCAGCGAAUGAUUAUGAUGAUGAUGAGGAAGAUGAGGAGGAUGAAGAUGUUGAAGGAGAAGAUGAAGAAGGUUAUGAUGAGUAUGAUGAUGCUGGUGGUAGUGCUAGUAAGAGAAUGAGGAGGGCAGGGGAAAUGCAGGAGUUUGGUUAUGGAGCUGGAAAAGCUGGAUCUUCUGGGCAAUUGGAAAAAAGGCCAGACUCAAGAUCAAGGGGCAGCAGGGAUGCUGACAAUAAUGAACUGUUGAAGUUGGAAGAAAAAGAGGUAGUUUCUUGUGUAGCUAACGUGCUUUCUGAUCUCUGCGAUCCAGGAGAAUGGAUGGCCAUGGCCAAACUUCAUACCGAGUUGCUGGAGAGGUAUGGGAAUGUUUGGCAUCAUGGUAGGGUAAGGAGAUACCUGACUUCCGAAGAAUGGCCCAAGGGAAAACCAUGGGUUGGCUUACUUGCAUUGCUUAGGAAAUACCCGGAACACUUUGUCAUCAACAUAAAGUCGAAGGGGGGCCGGAAUGUGGCAGAGUUCGUUUCAUUGGUCUCCUUGAUUUCAUAAUAGUGCAUUCACAGCAACUUUACAUUCCCCUGCUCUAAUUUAUAUGUGAUUCUUUUUCGUGCUUGUUGUAUGAGAAACCUUUUUGUUUAACCUCGAAGCACAUCAUGUAUAUUAACCAAGGAGGGCCUAAACAGUAGGACAAUGUACUUGAGCAUCUUUCUUGUUUCUACUUAUAUUAGAGUAAUGCAAGCCAGCAAAAA